This is a messenger RNA of Blastocystis hominis, 1569 nucleotides long. RefSeq lists its product as hypothetical. The coding region runs from base 1 to 1569 and encodes 522 amino acids. Gene Ontology annotation, cellular component: endoplasmic reticulum membrane. Gene Ontology annotation, molecular function: dolichyl pyrophosphate Glc1Man9GlcNAc2 alpha-1,3-glucosyltransferase activity. Gene Ontology annotation, biological process: protein N-linked glycosylation. NCBI's taxonomy places the organism in Eukaryota, Bigyra, Opalinata, Blastocystidae. The transcript has 7 exons. The record is from RefSeq and is a predicted model, not a curated record.
AUGCAGCUGAAGGAGUGGCUUCGUGUUCUCCGUGUGAUUGCUGUGGUCACUGCAAUCAAAUUCAUCAUGAUUCCAUCGUAUCACAGCACGGACUUUGAAGUUCAUCGAAAUUGGUUAGCCAUCACGCAUUCCCUUCCAAUCUCGAAAUGGUAUUAUGAAAACACGUCAGAAUGGACAUUGGACUAUCCUCCCUUUUUUGCAUGGUUCGAGUAUUUGCUUUCUCAAGUGGCCGAAUGGUUUGACCCUGAAAUGUUAAAAGUGGAGAAUCUCAACUAUGCAAGUGCGAAAACAGUUCUAUUCCAACGAUUAUCCGUGGAAGCGACCGAUUUCGUGUUGAUCGGCACACUCAUCUACUACUUUUUCUUCCCCCGCGUCACUUCCUUCCGGUCUUCGCUUCUUUUCUUUUCCCUCUGCGUGUUUGCUCCCGGCUUCCUCAUCGUAGACCACAUCCACUUCCAAUACAACGGCUAUUUAAUCGGCCUUUACCUUCUUUCCAUCGUUCUUCUCUUCUUUAACCAUCCGCUGCUCGCCGCGCUUUGUUUCUCCUUCACCAUGAAUUCAAAACACUUAUUCUGCUUCCAAGCGCCCAUCUUCUUCGUUUUUUUGUUGAAAACCUACUGCAUUGGCGGGAAGCUUUCCCUCCAACGUUUCUCUCUUCGCUUCCUCCUUCUUGCCGCCAUCGUUCUUCUGACCUUCUUCGUUUCUUUUUAUCCCAUUAUCCGAAACGACCCAAUCGCCGAUUUCUUACAAGUUCUUUCGCGUCUUUUCCCUUUCCAGCGAGGCUUGCUGCACGCUUAUUGGGCGCCCAAUUUCUGGGCGUUGUACGCGGGGAUCGAUCGUGUUGCCGGCUUUGUGAUUCGAAAAGCGUGUGCACUGGGCUGGCUUUGUGGAAUUCCAGUAAUGGAGGGGAAUUCGGCGGAUGGGAAAGUGGGGUUGGUGCACUUCGCGGUGCUCCCUGAAAUCUCGUCGAUGCAGACGAUGGUGCUGAUCGCGGCGGUCUACGCACCGAUCUUGUGGACUCUGUGGAAGCGACCGAGCGGCGAGAUGUUGAUUCGAUGUAGGAAGAGCGAGAGGCUUUUUUUAAUGCGCUCUAGGCUCCGUUCUAUCCACGCUGAGCUAUUUCUUGUUCGGCUGGCACGUGCACGAGAAGGCCAUUCUUCCCGUGCUCGUUCUGCUCGGCCUGCUGCUUCCUCGCUCUGCGGAGGACGCCAAGAUCUUCUGGCUGGCGAGUCUAUCGGGCACCGUGGGCUUGUUCCCGCUGCUCUUCACGCUCCGCGACGAAAUCACGGAGUUUCUGCUCACCGCGAGCUAUCUGUGGAUCAGCUGGAGCCUGCUGCGCGCGCAGUUCGGAGCCGCGUGGAGCGCUGCGUUCGGGCGGAUCGACGUUGCGGUGAUCGCUGGGAUUCUGGGCGCGGUGGGGUUCGCGACGUGCGUGUGUCCGAUCUGGUUCAACAGAAACUACCCGUUCCUCCCCUUGAUGGCGAUUUCGCUGAGCUGCGCGCUGGGGAACCUGCUCGUGUUUCUCGAGAGCUUCCAACAAACACAAAAACCAAAGCAAGAUUGACUUGA